Dreissena polymorpha is the source of this 1099-nucleotide messenger RNA. RefSeq lists its product as uncharacterized. NCBI's taxonomy places the organism in Eukaryota, Metazoa, Mollusca, Bivalvia, Myida, Dreissenidae. The coding region runs from base 442 to 837 and encodes 131 amino acids. The record is from RefSeq and is a predicted model, not a curated record. The transcript is spliced from 4 exons. Gene Ontology annotation, molecular function: cysteine-type endopeptidase inhibitor activity.
UUUAUUAGUAUAUGUGAUGUAAAAUUCUGUCUGAGUUUCGUUCGCUGUCAUUCAUGAUAAAGAGAAUAGUUUAACACUUCAAAAGAACACAUCCAUGCAUACACACAUCAACUUGCACGGAUACAUUUGUGAUGCAAAUAAGAAGGAAAACAUUAAAAAGUCAUGCAUACAGACCAUUAACGGUGGUGUAAAUUGAUCAAAUACAGCAAUUCAAGCGUAAACAUAGGUACGUGGCAUUUCAACUGUUGUCUGUGUAACAUCUUAAUGUUUAUUCAAAACGAUAUUUCUUCCACCCGCGGUAUAGAUCUAAAAAAUGAUAGUCACGCACGGCACACAAAAAAUCAGUAUAUAAGUUGACGGUUUCACUAUUCGGUACGUAGACAGCUUUGGAAGGCGGUCGUAAACAAAGGCUCAUUGGACGGUUUUCAGAAGACAGACAACAUGGCCUCUAUCAGUUUCAAGAUAAUAGCACUCACAGCUCUUGUUGCAAUGGUGCAUGGCUUUCACUCUGAAAAGAAUCACCCUAUGCCUGGAGGAAAAUUCCCCAUCGGUUCAGACGAUCUCUCGGUCGAAAAGGUAGCGCAGUUCGCUGCCAAUGAUAUUGGGUCCGAGUAUACAUUGGACAGCGUCGAGGAUGCCCAAAAAGCGAUUGUGGAAGGAUCGAUUUAUUACCUGAAAAUCAAAAUUUCCAAACCACAAGACGGCAUCACAAUUAAGAGGAGGACCUGCGAUGUCAAGGUAUACGAACCACUCAAUACUGAAAAUCUGGAGCUGAUUUCCUUCGAAUGCUCUGGAGCUGAUUUCCUUCGAAUGCAAUUAGAUCAUCCUUUCUUUUAGCUACAAUGGCAUGAAGAUGGACUAUUGAAUGUAUCUAAAACAUAAUAAAGCGACUAUAUAAAAGUCACCAUGCAUACAAUAACGCCAAUAUUAAAAGAGAACAACUUUCUAAUAAACAUUUUCCUGUAUGUAAUGCAUGUUUCUUUUUGCUUAAUAAUGACACUUGACCAACACUAUUUUUGACACUCACCUUUGUUCUUGAACCAUUUUCAUACGGUGUUCAUAUGUGUAUCAUCGCAUUAUAGAUCUGCUCUAUUUAAUA